Messenger RNA from Lottia gigantea (owl limpet), 1245 nucleotides. RefSeq lists its product as hypothetical. Bases 1 to 1245 code for a protein of 414 amino acids. Gene Ontology annotation, molecular function: double-stranded DNA binding; polynucleotide 3'-phosphatase activity; ATP-dependent polydeoxyribonucleotide 5'-hydroxyl-kinase activity. Gene Ontology annotation, biological process: DNA repair. Gene Ontology annotation, cellular component: nucleus. The transcript has 8 exons. Lineage: Eukaryota; Metazoa; Mollusca; Gastropoda; Lottiidae. The record is from RefSeq and is a predicted model, not a curated record.
AUGACUAGCAGAAGUAGAGGUUUAAAAAGGUCUGCGAAGGAUGCCACGGCCUUAAAAGCUAAGAAAGCGAAAGGAGAAACUGAUUUAUGUAAUGGCUUGCAUUGGAUUCAACAUGGCAAGGAAGUGAAAGGGGCGAGUCCCGUCAUUGCCCUAGUUUCAGAUAGCUUACCUGGGCGAAAUAAAGUAGCAGGAUUUGACAUUGAUUUUACCAUCAUAAAGACAAAGAGUGGACGAAAAUUUGCAACUGGAUCCAAAGACUGGGAGUUCUGGGAUGACAGUGUUCCAAAGAAACUACAGUCUUUAGAUAAAGAUGGGUACCGAGUGGUAUUUUUUACCAAUCAAGCUGGUAUUGAAAAGAUGAAAGUAAAACCAGAGGAAAUUAAAGAUAAGAUUGAAGCUAUCAUUGCUGCCUUAAAUAUUCCUGUAUUGGCCUUUAUAUGCACCGGAGAAAAUCAUUUCCGUAAACCAAGUCCAUUGAUGUGGGAUUUUAUGGCUAAUGAUUGUAAUCAAAGUGUCAAGCUAGACCUAACAAAAUGUGUUUAUGUGGGUGACGCUGCUGGAAGAGCCAAAAAUUGGGCACCAGGAAAACCUAAAGAUUUCUCUUGUGGGGACAGAAUGUUUGCACAAAACAUUGGAAUUGAAUUCCAUACACCAGAUGAAUUCUUCCUUGGAGAAAAACCUGCCAAAUUUGAUUGGGGAUCUCUGAACGCUGUUGAUUAUUUAAAGACAAAUCCCAUCUGUACUGAGAAAAAGGUGUAUAAAGGAAAGGGCCAAGAGGUAGUAAUAAUGGUAGGAUGUCCUGCAUCUGGUAAAAGUACGUUCCGUAAGAGACAUUUUGAACCACAUGGGUAUGUUGCUGUUAACAGAGACACAAUGGGCACACAGGAAAAAUGUAUAAAGGCAGCCAAGGAAGCAUUGAAGAAAGGUAAAAGUGUAGUAGCUGAUAAUACCAAUCCUUCUGUUAGUGCCAGACAACCAUAUGUUGAAAUGGCCGAAAGUAAAGGUAUCCCAUGUAGAUGCUUUUAUAUGCAAACUCCACGAGAAGUGAGCAACCAUUUAAACUAUAUGCGUCAAACUCAAACCUACAGUGAAGUACGACGAAUACCAGAUGUAGGUUUUAACGUUUAUAAGAAAAAUUUUGAAGAACCAACUAAAGCUGAAGGCUUCACUGAAAUAAUCAAUAUAGAUUUUAAACCUAUGUUUGAUAAUAAGCGUGAUGAGGAGUUAUUUAAACUAUGGACAUGA